AUGUCGGGAGAUGCAGCAGCCGUAGGGAGUGAGAGGCGCCGCAAAUCUCUCAUCCUUAAUGCAUUCGUUGAGAUGUGUAGCGGCCAUCAAUCGCCGGGCCUCUGGCAACACCCCGAGGAUGAAUCUCAUCGGUUCAAUGAUGUCGAGCACUGGACGGAGCUCGCGCAACUGCUGGAAUCAGCCAAGUUCCAUGGCAUUUUCAUUGCAGAUGUUCUCGGUGGCUAUGAUGUCUAUAAGGGACCGCGGAACCUGGACCCGGCCGUGGUCUCAGGCGCCCAAUGGCCCGUCAAUGAACCUCUUGCUAUUGUUCCGGCCAUGGCUGCAGUGACCAAGAAUAUUGGAUUCGGUGUCACUGUCACAACAACAUACGAACAGCCUUAUCAUCUUGCGAGGCGCCUGUCGACAGUCGAUCAUCUGACCAAGGGUCGCCUCGGGUGGAAUGUUGUAACGGGGUAUCUGGACUCAGCUGCACGGAACAUGGGCCAGGCCGAGCAGCCACACCACGAUGAUAGAUACGCCGUGGCCGAAGAGUACAUCAAAGUGACCUACAAGCUAUGGGAAUCGUCCUGGCGCCACGACGCCGUCGUGCGUGACCGCAAGCGAGGCGUCUACACCGAGCCAGACCGCGUCCGUCAGAUCAAUCACUCAGGAAAAUAUUUUGAUGUUCCCGGUCCCCAUCUCACCCAGCCAAGUCCACAGCGCACACCGGUCAUCCUGCAAGCCGGUACCUCCAAAGCGGGAAAAACAUUUGCCGCUCAGCAUGCAGAAGCGAUUUUCGUCGCCGGUCACAGCCCUUCUGUUGUGGCAAAGAACGUCGCCGAGAUUCGCCAGCUGGCUCGGACCGAGUUUGGAAGGGACCCGCAGAGCAUCAAAUUCCUGGCAUUGCUUUGCCCCGUCCUAGGCCGCACCGAGGAGGAGGCCCAGGAGAAGUUCAAGUAUUAUCGCAGUCUCGGUUCGAUCGACGGUGCCCUGGCGCUCUUUGGAGGAUGGACGGGCAUCGACCUCGACAAGUAUGGCGAUGACGAGGAGCUCCGGCAUGUUGAGAGCAAUGCUAUCCGAUCUGCGGUGGAGGGCUGGUCAAAAGCCACUCCAGAAGUCGCCAAGUGGACCAAGGCCACGGUCGGCCAGCAUAUCACAGUUGGUGGGCUUGGUGCUACGCCGGUUGGCACACCUCAGCAGGUCGCUGACAACAUGGAGAAGUGGAUAAAGGAGGCAGACGUGGAUGGAUUCAACUUGGCUUAUGCUGUUAAGCCGGGCUCUUUCAAAGAUAUCAUUGAUCUUCUCAUUCCUGAACUGCGUAAGAGGGGCCUUUUCUGGGACGACUAUGCGGUGCCAAGGGGCACCUACCGGGAGAACCUGUAUUCACAGCCCGGUCAAUCAGGCCCACGAGCUGAUCACCCAGCCGCGAAGUACCGGUGGCAGAGUGGUGUCAAUGCUGCAGAUCACGCAGUGCCAGAGAACUAA
Messenger RNA from Penicillium argentinense, 1464 nucleotides. RefSeq names its product LLM class flavin-dependent oxidoreductase. NCBI's taxonomy places the organism in Eukaryota, Fungi, Ascomycota, Eurotiomycetes, Eurotiales, Aspergillaceae. The coding region runs from base 1 to 1464 and encodes 487 amino acids. Gene Ontology annotation, molecular function: oxidoreductase activity, acting on paired donors, with incorporation or reduction of molecular oxygen; monooxygenase activity. The transcript is spliced from 8 exons. The record is from RefSeq and is a predicted model, not a curated record.